This is a messenger RNA of Colletotrichum godetiae, 1114 nucleotides long. RefSeq lists its product as uncharacterized. The record is from RefSeq and is a predicted model, not a curated record. NCBI's taxonomy places the organism in Eukaryota, Fungi, Ascomycota, Sordariomycetes, Glomerellales, Glomerellaceae. The transcript has 2 exons. The coding region runs from base 229 to 804 and encodes 191 amino acids.
GCCGCGGGAAACUAACUCUCUCACGGACUCUUGUCAUCGACUUUAAUACGCAGCUCGGCUCGUCUCAGGACGUCAGCGCUUACCUGUUGCUACAGCUAAUGCAGGCAAAUGCCCAUGUACCUACUUACCCCUCCUCCAACGGGACUGUGCAGGUUUGUGUCCUAGGUUCCUUCCCGGCCAACCUAAAGUAUCGAGAUCAAAACCGAGCGGAUCUUAGUUGCCCUCGUUAUGCAGCAAUACUACGCACCUCCCUCAACAAGAGACGAUUUACUGGUUGAAAUGCAAGACAGCGAUUGUCUGCAACGCCAGUUAGUCAUUGCAACGAACUGCUACUACCCUACAUGCCUGCGACACAACAGCCACCGUUGGCCGCCUACGGUAAUCCGACGCAAGAACCGGCGGAAGACGGGUUGGCACGAUAUCAGCCUGCCGCAUUGCUUGCGUCCGAUGUCAAUCAUCGGCCCUUUGAUAGGCUCCCGCUUCCCUCAACCGUCAGGAACGGAGCCCGGUGGUGAAUGCAACCCUUCCCGCAGAUGGUCGUCAAAUCUGCACCAACAACCACCACCGUGCCACCAUCCUUUUCCCAGCGAAGCAAUUCAACCAGUCGAUCAAUUCCUUUCUGUCCGAGUCUGGGCCCCAGCCCAGCUCAAGCCUCGCCGUCUGAGCGGGAUUAAACAACCACACAAACAAACCUGCCAGCCUCCUACGAAAUCGAGAUGCGACACUUACUUCUUCAGCCCCGACGUCGCUCCGAAUCUCGCACAAAACGCCUUAAUACCACCACCACCACCACCUCACGUUUAGUUAGCCUUUGCAAUCGUGUGUCAACAAUUCUUGGUCCGGCCGGGUUGCACAAAGCAGACUGGAUUCAUUAUGUAAAAAAAAUCCUUGCACUGUGGCUAAAAUUGUGCAUAAAGCUGGUUUUCCAUCUGACCUUGAUCGAAACGUACUAGACAUCACCUGGACUGCAGCCAACGGCGGUAACCUAGUCUCCCCCAGCCUACCUAGAGUCCAACUACCAGCCUACCAAACCCAAGAGCACCAAUCAACGAACGGCCUUACACCACCCAGAAGAUUGCUUUACGUGCGGCAACAACUAUAAGGUACUGUACUC